This is a messenger RNA of Lactuca saligna, 2664 nucleotides long. Lineage: Eukaryota; Viridiplantae; Streptophyta; Magnoliopsida; Asterales; Asteraceae. The record is from the annotation of a GenBank genome assembly.
AUGCAUCCUUGUGUUUUUAUAGUUUUCUCACUUUUCUUGCUAUGCCUACAGAAUACAACUGCAAACCAAUUGGUAACACUGAGAGGAGGAGGAGAUGCUAAUGGUGUUAUCAGAAACAAGUGUUUGGAUAAGGAGAGAGAUGCUCUCCUUCAAUUCAAAGCAAACCUUCAUGACCCUGAUGGUAGUCUCUCUACGUGGAGACCUGAAGAAGAUGACUGCUGUGCAUGGGAAGGAGUCUGGUGCGACAGCCAAACAGGUCAUCAUGUCACAGAUCUUUAUUUGUCCGAUGCUGGUCUUGUAGGUAACUCUUUUUAUGGAACCAUUCCUCCAGAGUUUGGAAACCUCACAAAAUUGCAGCGGCUUUCCCUUCAAGAUGUUGGAAGAUGUAGAGUUGAAAACCCACAGUGGUUGUCAUCUUUAUCUCACUUGAAGGAACUUGAAGUGGAUGGGAUUUCCCUUGCCAAAGCAAACCAGUGGCUAAAUGUGAUUUUGAAUCUACCAAAACUAUCAGAUUUAAGUUUAGAUGGAUGUGAGCUGUCACAGGUCAUGUAUCCAUAUUCUUCUUCAUUUCUCAACUCUUCUUCCUCAUCUAUUGAAUUCCUUUCUCUCAGAAACAACAAUCUCACCUCAUCCAUGUAUCAUUGGAUGUUCCCAUUAACAAGCAAUAAGCUUCGCUUUCUUGAUCUGUCUAGCAACAUGUUGGAUGGGAUACCCAAAUAUCUUGGCAAUCUCUGUAGUUUGGAAAGUUUGAGCUUCGAUAACAACUCUGCUGUUGUCAAAGUUCCUGAUUUUCUUAACAACUUGUCGUCUGGGUGCUCAUUCCUAACAUUUCAAGACUUGUCUAUUCGAAGAAGCCAAUUUACAGGGUCAUUGUCUGAUGAGAUCCAAAAGUUUUCAUCCCUAAAGUAUCUGGAUCUAUCAGAUAAUCAAAUAAAUGGAACCAUAAGCGAGAAAUUGUGGGAGCUACCCUUGCUUAAAAAGAUUGACCUUUCUCAAAAUCAUCUUAGUGGUACCAUCUCUAAAAACAUUGAAAAGUCGAAGGCUCUUUAUAUAAAUCUUUCAAAAAACCCACUCCAAGGAGUUCCUUUCACAGAUCAUAUGUCAAACCUUUCUUAUCUAAAGCAGAUUGAUCUGCGCUCUUGCAAGCUAGGGCCUCACUUCCCCAGAUGGAUUCAAAAACUGGAAAAUCUUACCCGUCUUGAUAUUUCCAAUACUAGUAUUUCAGACACAGUUCCUCCAGAAUUUUGGAAAACGCAAUUUGACUAUUUGAAUCUCUCUUCCAACAAUAUUAGUGGGAAAAUACCAGAUUUAUCAUCAAUUCUUGGAAACAUUCCAGCAAUAGAUUUGAGUUCCAACAACUUUGAUGGUCCAAUACCGCAUCUUCCUCCCCGUUUGGCAUCAUUAAAUCUUUCCAGAAACAAAUUCUCUGGAGGAAUCUUGUUUUUAUGCCAAAUUGUCGAUGGGUUGUUAGAAUUUCUUGACCUCUCCCAUAACUUUCUAAGUGGUCAGCUUCCAGACUGUUUGUGGCAUUUCAAAGAACUAAAAGUUCUUAACCUAGGUCACAACAGUCUGUUUGGAAGGCUUCCUCCCUCGAUUGGUUUUUUGAUAGAACUGGAGGUGUUGUAUUUGUACCAGAACAAUUUCUCUGGACAAUUGCCUUUGUCUCUAAAGAAUUGUACGAAGUUAAACUUCCUGGAUUUGGGGGCCAACAAAUUUUCCGGUAAUGUGCCUACUUGGAUUGGGGAAAACUUAUUGGGGUUGUAUGCUCUAAUCCUAAGAUCAAACAACUUCUUUGGAACCAUUCCUUUACAAGUAUGUCAAUUACCGAAUCUUCAAAUUUUAGAUGUUUCAAGGAACAAUCUCCAUGGAAGCAUCCCCUCAUGUUUGAGUAAUCUUACAAGAAUAGCUCAAGAAGGAUUCUUACUGCCACCAAACGUGCAUCCUUAUACAUGUCGAUUUGAAACCUUUGCACUAUUUAAUCUUCCAUAUCCCACUGAAGAGGAGUAUGUUGACCAUGCGAUGAUCGAGUGGCAAGGAGACGAGCGUGAAUUCACCCGUAAUCUGGGAUUGUUGAAGAGCAUUGAUCUCUCAAGCAACAAUUUAACAGGAAAGAUCCCACACGAACUUACCAAUCUUCAUGAACUGCUUGCCCUCAACUUGUCAAAGAACGCUCUACUUGGAGAGAUUCCACAGAAAAUUGGUCAGAUGAAAAAGCUUUUAACUUUGGAUAUAUCUAGAAACAGUUUAUCAGGAGGGAUACCACCAAGCAUGUCUCAGAUGACUUUUUUGGGUUACCUAAAUGUGUCAUCUAAUAACUUGUCAGGGAGAAUCCCAUCUAGCACUCAACUCCAGUCGUUUCAACCUUCAAGCUACGAUGGAAAUUCAGGACUGUGUGGACCUCCUCUUUCCAGAAAAUGUCUAGGAGAUGAAGAAUCACAAGUACUAUCGGUUGUUGGUAAAAGUGAGGGUGAUGAAGAUUUGAGAUGGUUCUAUAUUGGUGGGGCCACUGGUUUUGUUACUGGCUUUUGGAUAGCAUGCGGAACUCUACUUCUCAACCAUUUUGGGAGACGUGCAUUUUUUCACUUUUAUGAUAGCUUCAGAAAUUGGGUUUAUCAAAAGGUGGUGGUGUUCAUUACAAAAUUGCGGAGGAUUUCACGUAUGUGA